CCGCUUGGUUAUGUUUUUAUUUAUUUUUUUUAUCAAACAGAAUUUUUCUUGAAAAUUUUCUAAUGUGUAAAAAAUUUGUCUACCGCGUGGUUUUUUGUAUAAAAUCAAUUAACUUCUGAAAAAAAUGUAGUUUUUAUAAUCGUUUUGUGAUUUAAAAUCUUGUGUUUGUGACCAGUCAGCUUCUUUUUAUUUGUAUACACUUCUUAAUCCUGUUAAGAAACAUCAUGAGUGAAUUGAUAAAAUCGUUGAAAGAGAAAUCAAAAAAGCGAAAAAAGCUAUUAGCUCAAACCUUUGGAAUUCGUAAUAUCAAAGAGUUACACGUUGCGCUGGGUAGGAAUACCGGCAAUAAUGGUAAAAAUUACAAUAAAUUCAAGUGCGAUUCCAAAAUGCAUCCUCGUUCAUCUCGUACCGAGCAAGUAAAUGGAGUACUGUACAAAGGAUCUUCAACUUUCCUCAAGGGUACUCGUUCCAGUAAUCCACAUAACGAUUAUUGUCAGCAUUUUGUAGAUACCGGACAGCGUCCUCAGAAUUUCAUUAGAGAUGUUGGUUUGAACGAUAGAUUCGAAGAGUAUCCUAGACUUCGCGAAUUAAUCAAACUAAAGGAUGAACACGUUGCUUUAACAUCAACACCUCCGAUGUAUUUGAAAUGCGAUUUACGGAAGUACAAUUUAUUAGAUUUGAACAAUAAAUUUGAUGUGAUUUUAAUCGAACCGCCGUUAGAAGAAUACCAACGAACUAUGGGCGCCACCAACUUGGAUUUUUGGUCUUGGGAACAAGUUAUGAACUUGAAUAUUGGAGCAGUAGCCGCUCCCCGUAGUUUCGUCUUUUUAUGGUGUGGCUCGUCGGAUGGUCUUGAUAUGGGAAGAAAUUGUUUGAAGAAAUGGGGAUUCCGUAGAUGCGAAGAUAUUUGCUGGAUACGUACAAAUAUAAACAAUCCUGGCCAUUCGAAAAAUUUAGAUUCUAAAGCUAUUUUUCAAAGGACCAAGGAACAUUGUUUGAUGGGUAUCAAAGGUACCGUACGAAGAUCAACCGAUGGUGAUUUUAUUCACGCUAAUAUCGAUAUUGAUCUAAUUAUCAGCGAAGAGAACGAGUGUGGAUCUUUGGAUAAACCGGUUGAAAUAUUUUAUAUUAUCGAACAUUUUUGUCUAGGAAGACGGAGAUUGCAUAUCUUUGGUCGUGAUAGCACAAUCCGACCAGGCUGGCUGACGUUAGGACCAGAGAUAACUAAUAGCAAUUUUAGCGCCGAUGUUUAUUCGAAAUAUUUUACGUCAUCAAGCAUUACUACCGGUUGCACCGAACGUAUCGAAGCUCUCAGGCCGAAAUCCCCGUUACCAAAAGUAAAAGGAAACUCGGCUAUUAGAGGAAGAACUUUCAGACAUAAUAGAGCUAGGCCAAGAUAAUUGUAAGAAUUUGCGACUGAUCAUUCUUAAUCAUAUCAAAUAUAUCGUUAUAAGUUUUCGUA
Planococcus citri (citrus mealybug) is the source of this 1462-nucleotide messenger RNA. It is a transcript of the gene Mettl14, whose product is annotated as methyltransferase like 14. The record is from RefSeq and is a predicted model, not a curated record. Bases 225 to 1400 code for a protein of 391 amino acids. Gene Ontology annotation, molecular function: mRNA binding. The transcript is spliced from 6 exons. Gene Ontology annotation, cellular component: nucleus; RNA N6-methyladenosine methyltransferase complex. Lineage: Eukaryota; Metazoa; Arthropoda; Insecta; Hemiptera; Pseudococcidae.